Messenger RNA from Merops nubicus (carmine bee-eater), 780 nucleotides. RefSeq names its product acidic leucine-rich nuclear phosphoprotein 32 family member A-like. Gene Ontology annotation, molecular function: histone binding. Gene Ontology annotation, biological process: nucleocytoplasmic transport; regulation of apoptotic process. The annotation marks the transcript as partial. Gene Ontology annotation, cellular component: nucleus; perinuclear region of cytoplasm. The transcript has 7 exons. Lineage: Eukaryota; Metazoa; Chordata; Aves; Coraciiformes; Meropidae. The record is from RefSeq and is a predicted model, not a curated record.
GUCAAAGAACUCGUUCUUGACAACUGCAGGUCAUGCGAAGGCAAAAUCGAAGGCCUCACAGAUGAGUUUGAGGAGCUGGAAUUCUUGAGUACAAUCAACGUAGGCUUGGCCUCAGUUGCAAACUUACCAAAGUUAAACAAACUUAAGAAGCUCGAGCUAAGUGACAACAGAAUCUCAGGAGGGCUGGAAGUGUUGGCAGAAAAGUGUCCGAACCUCACGCAUCUAAAUCUAAGUGGCAACAAAAUAAAAGAUCUUGGUACAAUAGAACCUCUGAAAAAGUUAGAAAACCUGAAGAGUCUAGAUCUGUUCAACUGCGAGGUAACCAACCUGAACGAUUACAGAGAAAACGUGUUCAAGCUCCUCCCCCAACUCACAUACCUCGAUGGCUAUGAUCGGGAUGACAAAGAAGCCCCAGACUCUGAUGCAGAGGGCUACGUGGAGGGCUUGGACGACGAGGAGGAAGAUGAGGAUGUGAAAGAUCGGGAUGACAAAGAAGCGCCGGACUCUGAUGCAGAGGGCUACGUGGAGGGCUUAGACGACGAGGAGGAAGAUGAGGAUGAAGAGGAGUACGACGACGAUGCUCAGGUAGUAGAAGAUGAAGAAGAUGAGGAGGAAGAGGAGGAAGGAGAAGAGGAGGAUGUGAGUGGAGAAGAGGAGGAGGAUGAAGAAGGCUACAACGACGGCGAGGUAGAUGAUGAUGAAGAUGAAGAAGAGCCUGAUGAAGAACGGGGACAGAAGAGAAAACGAGAACCUGAAGACGAAGGGGAUGAAGAUGACUAA